Messenger RNA from Bactrocera latifrons, 719 nucleotides. RefSeq lists its product as uncharacterized. The record is from RefSeq and is a predicted model, not a curated record. Bases 27 to 611 code for a protein of 194 amino acids. NCBI's taxonomy places the organism in Eukaryota, Metazoa, Arthropoda, Insecta, Diptera, Tephritidae. The transcript is spliced from 4 exons.
AUUGCAUUUGUGAUGUUCCAAUUCCAAUGAGUGCACAAUUGUUUGUAGACCCCGACCCGCACCGUAAACAGGCCAUAAUGCUGCGCAUACUCUUCGGCUUGGCCCUUGCGGGCGCUGUGUCAGGCGACGAUGCACAAGUUGAGUAUCCCUACUGUUUUCGCUUCACCUGGAUCGGUCCCUAUCAAGAUAAGAAGCAUAUUGGCGGUUUGACUUGUGAGCACUUGCGUGAGGACUUCAAAAAUGUGCCGUGCCGACGGCCACUAGUGGCAACAGAUAAUGAUGCCAUACCGGACACAGUCGAUUUGUGGCGUCAUAAUUACAAACAGCCGAACGCCUUUGGUUGCCCCAUGGUGCCGGGAGAGACGUGCGUCAAAUACACAUAUACCUACAACAAGGGAGUGCAAAACAUCACUUAUAUGUGCGCGAAGGUGAACGCCUCCAGCGGUUGCUAUCGCCAGAAGUACAUUUCCGGCUUGGAGGUGGAGGUGUGUGUCUGCGAUUCGCAGCUGGGACGCAUGCCUUGCAAUCGCGCCGCGUACUCAUGUCGGCAUCUACUCAAAAACGGCAUAUUGUUGUUGCUUUUAGGCGGGAUUUCACUCAUUUGGCUUUAAUUAGUGGCGGCACUGUAAAUAUUUUCAACUUUCUAACAGUAAAGUCAGUUCGAAUCAGUAAGGUAGAGUACGUAAGCGCGGAAACACGAAUUAAAUACACUCGCAAAU